AUGGCACCGAGCAUUCUAAUCGCCAAGAAGAAGGGUCUGAGCAUGGUGGUGAAGAUCCCGCUGACCGCAAUCCCCAGGACCAUCAUGGGGACCAGGGCGCGGCAGAUCAAGCCAGCUCAGACCCGGGAGACGGACGGCGAAGAGGAGAGCCUUCGCCUGCAGGCACUCUCCACCAUGCCGGGGUACCAGGAGGGAGUGGGGGCUCAGGCCAUCGAGCCCACCACAACCCACUCGACAGAAGACCCGUCGUCCUGGUACAUCCAGGACAUGGUGGACGAGAUAGAGCGGGAGAAGGCUCGCCUGGAGGUCACGGAGGCGGAGGACCAGCGACCGCCGCGCCCCCUCCCGGUGGGACAAGAGCGGGAGCGCCUCCUCCGCUGGGCCCUCACGUUCCAGACCCGCGUUCCUGAAGCGGACUGGCGACGGGAGGAGCGUCAGCGGAUGGAGGUUGUUCGGGCCAUCCGCGAAGAGGCCGGUGCGGCGGUUGAGGAGGAGGACGGCGGAGCAGUCGAGACCCUAUCUGAGCAUGGGACCUCCAAGUCCCAUUGCUCAGAUACCUCUAAGGGUUCCCGGCUGUCAUUGGAUGGACAGGCGGAAAAAGAACUGGCGGACUACCUGGGCGGCGACGCGGAGUCGGUACCAGAUGGGAAGGGGGAAGUCACCAACCCCCAACCUACUGGACCAUCGACUCCGCCCCCAACACUCCGUCGCCCAAGAGUGGUACCAUCACCACUCUCCACCGCCACCGCCUGGACCACCAUCGCUGAGAACACCACCACCUCAGCCACCGCCGGAACCACCAUCACCUCAACCUCCGCCCGGAACACCACCACCUCAGCCGCCGCCUGGACACCGACCACCCUGACCAUGACCACCAGCGCCCGGAACACCACCACCUCAGCCACCGCCUGGAUGACCACCACACUGACCACGACCACCACCUCACCGACCACUCUGACCACCAGACCAAUUCCGACCACCACCUCACCGACCACACUGACCACCACCGCUCUAACCACUACAACCACCAUCAAUGCCCGACCACUGACCGACCCCGGAAAAACAAUACAGCCAGCAAUAUCCAGAAACCGAGGUCACCCUGGCUGGCUGCCGGUGACCUCGGCAACUCCAAGGACCGACAGAGUACCGACCAACCCACGACAGACCACGCCCAGGGUGGACCCGGUCGACAGGCCGGAGAUACAGAACCUGCACUACCGGACGGCCAGCGGGAAACGCCGCAAGUACAACCCGCGGCGGCAUCUUGAACUGGACGACCUGCCUAAAGAUGGGCAGUUCUGCGGAAACUGUGGUCGCAGGGGUGUGGAUGUGUUCAACUGCCCGAGGUGUGCCAAGGCUUAUGAGCGGAGGCACACACCUUCGGGUAGGAACAAUCCGGUGGACCCACCAGCUACCCCACCGAGGCAUCCACACCCGCCUAGCGGCCGGAGGGGAUGGGCGGACGAGGGCAUAAUACCAUCCACCUCGUCCGGGUCCGGAUGGGAUAGACGACCACCGGACCACUAUACGGAACAACAUGCUAGCCGAGACCCCAACCGAAACACCGACCACGCUGACAAUCGACCACUGACCGAUCGACCCCGAGACCUGGAAGAAUCGCCACCCUCCUACCAGGAAGCCACUCGAGGUCGAUCACCGACCAGACGACCGACCUCCAGCACCGGGGCGAUACCCCGCACCAGACUCCCUACCUCAUCGGCCAGGCCAUCGGCGGAGGAACGAGCGAGAGAACUGGUGCGGAGGCCCAGGAACCGGGCGUCAGAAGAUGAGGCCGACGCUGACCUGCGCCUGAGGGAGCUACAACAGCUCCAACGCGCCCUCCAGGAACUGGAAGAGAGGGAGUGGCGCGAUCGCUCCCGCAGGCGCGGGUAUCACUGA
This is a messenger RNA of Phymastichus coffea, 1899 nucleotides long. Its product is annotated as mucin-2-like. NCBI's taxonomy places the organism in Eukaryota, Metazoa, Arthropoda, Insecta, Hymenoptera, Eulophidae. The record is from RefSeq and is a predicted model, not a curated record. The transcript is spliced from 2 exons. Bases 1 to 1899 code for a protein of 632 amino acids.